Periophthalmus magnuspinnatus is the source of this 2089-nucleotide messenger RNA. RefSeq names its product platelet-activating factor receptor (gene ptafr). Bases 62 to 1213 code for a protein of 383 amino acids. Lineage: Eukaryota; Metazoa; Chordata; Actinopteri; Gobiiformes; Gobiidae. Gene Ontology annotation, molecular function: G protein-coupled purinergic nucleotide receptor activity; platelet activating factor receptor activity. The record is from RefSeq and is a predicted model, not a curated record. The transcript has 2 exons. Gene Ontology annotation, biological process: chemotaxis; G protein-coupled receptor signaling pathway. Gene Ontology annotation, cellular component: membrane.
GUUUUGUGUUCAGUCUAAUCUGUACCGUGACAGAAGAGACAACACUGCACAGUAAGCCACGAUGCUGCCCUCCACCCUCGGCCCCACAGAGCCGACCGCGCUCACCCCCCUGCCUGCCAACGACUCCUCCUUUCUGGACUCGGAGUUCCGCUACGUCCUCUUCCCUCCCGUCUAUGGCCUCAUCUUCAUCCUGGGCCUCCUCGCUAACAUCUAUGUCCUCUUCGUCAUCCGCUGCCUCCGCGAAGCUAAAGCCAUGGGCGAAAUCCGCAUCUACAUGACCAACCUUACCAUCGCCGACCUCCUGUUCGUGAGCGCGCUGCCGUUUUGGGUCGAUUACUACAGUCGUCAUGGCGAUUGGAUAUAUUCCGACUUCAUGUGCCGCUUAACUGGAUCUCUGUUCUUCAUCAACACCUAUUCUUCCAUUCUUUUCUUGGGAGCGAUAAGUGUCAACCGGUACUGGGCCGUCGCGCGACCACUCGAUGCCGUAUCUUCGGAUCGCAGAUGUCGCGGGAUUGUAAUUUGCGUCCUGAUCUGGCUAGCGAUAGUCGGCAUGUCCAUUCCGUAUCUGCUGUCACCUGGAACCAACAUGGAUUCCAAUGGGAAGACGCGUUGUUUCGAAGGCUACCAGGACCAAACGGACUCGCAGAAGAAAACCGUUGCCGCUACGCAUUUCGGCAUCAUCGGUAUGUUUUUCGUGAUGUUUGUCCUGGUCAUCGUUUGCAACCUGCUGAUCGUGCAAAACCUCCUCACGCAAAACCCGCCGCAAUCGCAAAUACGAUCCGCUACAAUCCUAUCCAGGAAGUCUACCAGAACUUUGUCCAAUGUGAAACGCGCAAGAGGUGUCAAACGGAGGGCUACGCAAAUGUUGCUAGCGGUCGUCGGCGUGUUCAUUCUAUGCUUCCUGCCGCAUCAUGUUGUCCAAGGUCCCUGGGUGUUGGCGGUGUUGCAGAUUCAAGACGGCUGGGGGCACGUGGAUUGGUCAGGGAACACGUUGCAGAUCCUCAACGACACGCAUCAGGUGACUUUGAUUCUGAUGGGGUUGAACUGUAUCCUGGAUCCGGUGGUGUACUAUUUUGCGACCAGGAAGUUCCGAAGGUUUAUCAUGGAAAAUUUGAGAAGGUUUGUCAAAGGAGAAGGUUGCUCCAACACGAGCACCUCACAGCUCUCCAUGGACAGCAAACAUCAGGUACAGCUUCAGGAGAUGGAGAGAUGAAGCGGACAUUAUUUGUGAAUAAACUGCCAUGGCCUGCCUUAAAGACUUUAAAUGUGAAAAACAACUAAUUCAUUUUAAAUGGUUAUUCCUCACUUACCUUAUGCAUUCUGAGCAUCCUAAUUAUUCACCACGAUGAGUCUAUAAGAUGCAGACAGCACACAGUGGAAGUAUUUUGACCCUAUUUGUACUGGGGCAAGCCAAAUAAACAAGUGGACUAAGUGAGUGUGACGUCGCCCAUAGAGCAACGUUGUGAAUGGGACUGUUAUAAAUGUUCAUAUCUGUUUCGUUAUAAUAAUGUAAAGAACAAAAAUGUAAAAAUUCACUGUUGAAAAACUCUUUGUUAGAUUAUUGUGUCUUAUUGGUACUUUGCAGCUGAUGUCAUCGACUGGAGGGGUGUUUUCCUCCUUGAGUUUUAAAUCUAAAAACGUAUAAGACUGUGUUUGCUAACGUGUGCAUUGUGUCACCACAGCAACGGCGUAACAUUCCGCCAUAGACAUACGUGCAGUCCCCUCACGCAGGAUGUCAUUGCAAAGUGUCAAUUGCGUUUCAUGUGUAAAACAAAACAGCACCUUUUGAAUUGUUGUUAGUAUUGUUUCUAGUAUUGUUGAAGAAGAAGACUUAAAGCUGGGGUUAUUUUCCCACUUCGCAAGAGGAAGUAUGUAUCUUUAGCACUCUGUUUUUACACAUUGCAGUGACAGUGAAUUUUGUCUUUAGGGGAAAACACAAUAUCUCACUUACAAAAGAAAAAAAACAAAAAACGCUGUGUGCCCCAGUUUCACAAGGAUUUUGUAUUGAAAUUUGUAUUUAUUACUGUAAUUUUGAAUGUGUUUGUAUUUUUUAUAACACAAUGUAUCAUGUAGCAAUUUACAUAUACAA